AUGGGCCCUAAAGCUUCGGUGUUUGUCCCGCUUUACGUUUAUCCUGCUCAGGGGGCAUGGGAUCCGUUGGAAAAAGUGAUCUCUACUCACCGGGAUGUCAACUUUACGGUGGUGAUCAAUCCCGGUAGUGGCCCAGGGCCCAACGCCUUGCCCGAUGCCAACUACACGCGGGAGGUUCCCAAGCUGGCAGCUUACAGCAAUGUCCGACUACUAGGAUAUGUUGCUACCACAUAUGCCCAGCGGAAUCUGUCGUUGGUGCGGCGGGACAUUGAAACGUAUGCAGCAUGGCCGACCAACAGUUCGAACCCCAACCUAGCGGUUCGGGGCAUAUUUUUCGACGAAACCCCCCAGCAAUACGACAAUGGUACCUUGGCAUAUCUGGAGGAAUUGACGACGGUGGUGAAAACGACUCCGGGUCUAGGUCCGGACCAUUUUGUUGUCCAUAAUCCCGGCGCGAUUCCUGAUGCCCGCUACUUGCCGACGGCUGAUUCGACGGUGGUGUUCGAGGCCACCUACCAGACGUUCCUGGAGCGUGACGGAGCUAAACUGUUUGAGGACAUCCCGAACAGUACUCGCAGUCAGCUGUGUGCAGUGGUCCACUCGGUGCCGGAUACUGUGGAAGGCCACCAUUUCCGGGACUUGGUCAAGCAGGUGCGUCGAGUGGCGGAUGAGAUCUUUAUCACUCAUUUGGAUACGGAUUAUUAUGCGAGUUUUGGGGGACAAUGGGAGGAAUUUGUUGAAUUGAUGGCGAAAUGA
Molecule: messenger RNA, 756 nt
Organism: Aspergillus sclerotioniger CBS 115572
Lineage: Eukaryota; Fungi; Ascomycota; Eurotiomycetes; Eurotiales; Aspergillaceae
Product: spherulation-specific family 4 protein
Exons: 3
Coding region: 1-756 (251 amino acids)
Source: RefSeq, a predicted model, not a curated record